GGCCGCGUUCGUGAUCAUGUGCCGACUGCUGGCGCUGUUUCUGUUGCUGUUACUGUUGCUGUUCCACUCCGCUGUGGCACUCUUCGAGGAGUGCAAUCACCAGGUGACGCUGUCAAUGGGCCAGAAGCUGCUCAUCAACUCUCCCUAUUAUCCUGGCCUGUAUCCGGUCGGCACUUCCUGCCGCUACUCGGUGGAGGCUCCCAGGGAUCAGGUGCUGCAAUUCAAGUGCGAACUGCAACUGCAAACGCUGUCCACGGACCUCCAGUGUCGAACGGAGGCGUUUCAUUUCAAUUCCGAGGGUGAUGAGGUGUUAACAAGUUCCGAAUACUUUUGUGGCAGCGGAAAAUUCGAGCGCAAAAGUUUUCUCAAUCGUGCCGUGAUUUCCUACAUUUCUCACGGAACGGCCAAGCCCCCGCCAGCCGUGAAGCUAAAGGAUAAGCUUCCGGUGCCAGCAACAACAACAACCACUACAGAGUCGCCGCAAGCUGAGGAGGAGGAAGAGGAGGGGGCGGAGGAGGAGGAGGAGGAUGAGGAUGAGGACCUUGGCAACGAGGUGUUGAACGUACUGCAGGAUGUAGGCGUCAGCGAUGCCCUGGCCUACAUGGCCUCCUUGCUCUACGACGAACCCGAGUCCAACAACGAUGCUCGCCACACGCCGGCCACAGUUUACCUCCGCCUCUUGCCAAAUCGCACCUCAAAGACUUCCGCAAAACGUGCCAAGAUUGUGUCAAGUUAUUCGCCCCCCUUGGCCGGUGGCCUCGGUGGCGGGCGUUUCUCCUGCCUCGUGGAGGCCCUUGUGCCCACGUGCAACUGCGGCUGGAGUCGUUCGCCCAGGAUAGCCAGUCCCACCAACGAGGAGGCCGUCCUGCACGAGUUUCCCCCGAUGGCUGGCGUGCUGACGAAGAAGCAGGGAAAGGUCUUUUGCGGAGCAGCAAUCAUUCAUCAUCGCUACUUGCUGUCGGCGGCCCAUUGCUUUCUUGGCCCAGAGACGGGCAGCGCUGCCCUGCUGCGCGUGGUGGUGGGCGAGCACGAUCUGUCCAGCAUCUACGAGACGUUCUUCACCCGCCGCUACGACCUGGAGACCCUCAUCCUGCACGAGCAGUUCAGCCAGGCCAACGGGCAGCUGAGGAACGAUAUAGCUCUGCUGCGGACCCGUCUGCCCAUUGCCUGGAGCCAGAAUGUGGGACCGGCCUGUCUGCCGCUGCAGCCGGUGGCGGGCGGCAAAAAGCUGCCGUUACCGGGCAACAAGGUCAUCGCCGCCGGCUGGGGCACCACCUCAUACGGCGGGCCCCAGACCCAUCGCCUGCUGAAGACCACCCUGGACGUGAUCAGCGGCCAGCAGUGCCGGGAGACUCUCACCUCGUCCGGGGUCCCGCCGCACACUUUCUGCACGUAUACGCCCGGGCGCGACACGUGCCAGUACGACUCGGGCGGGGCUCUGUACGAGCGGAUCAAUGGCCGCCUGAUGGCCGUCGGAAUUGUGAGCUUCGGCCAUGCCUGCGCCACUAACCAGCCAUCGGUCAACACGCGAGUGGCCUCCUACAUCAAGUGGAUAAGGUCGAAGAGUCCCGAGGUGGCCUAUUGUACGAGUAGGGGAUAAGGCUAAAGGAGAUCGGAUCGGAAAUAAACGCCCCUUCGGCUAGAAACCCAUGAAAGACUGAGCACAGAACCCACUGCCCCGCCCCGCUCGACUCUUGCCCUGUUUUUGUUCUGUCGUGCCGCGUUAACCCCUAAGUGGGUGUCAAGUUUGUCGCUUUGCCUGAACGCGUUCGUCGCGCUCGACGCCAGCAUCGCCAUUCAUCUAUCAAUGAUGCAUGGCAAUCGGAACGCUCCACUGGAGCUCUAUGCCACCUGGCUGGGGCAGGCAAUGCAAUUAAGAGCAAAUGUCAACUAAUUAACGGUGUGGGGGUUUAUGGCAGCAUCCCCCCACCCGGCCCAGUACUGUCAAUACAAACUCUUUUCAGGAGCUUCCUUUCAGAUAAAUAAUUAAACGAUUCGCAUAACAGAUGAAGCCCGCUUUUAGGCUUAAAGGCAACGCGAAUCGUCUGCCAGCUAGCCUGGCUAGCCUGCCGGAUGUCUAUGUCUAUGUGGUUUGGGGCAUCUUUUUAUUCCAUUUUUAGAAGAGGAGCGAGUCGCUCUCUGUUUGCCGUUGCACUUUUUCAAUGCUGCUCGCCUGCGUUUUCCCCUUUUUGUUUUGGAAUGUAUUGACUGUUGUUGCUCCUCUGUGUGUUUGCUUUUGUAGUUUUGGUCCGCGGUGCACGGUGCACGGUGCAUGUCUGUGUCUGGGCCUGGAAUGCCUUGUAAGCCUGUUGUUCAAUUCACGUGAAACGCGAGCAGAACAAGCCAACGUCAACUGCAGUCUGCGGGCGGCAUCAAGUGUUGCACGGGUCAUGGGGGAGGCUGGUGGCACUAAUUGAAAAGCAGCAGCCACUAACAGCAGGCGGGCGGAAGCAAGUACAGAUACAGUGAAAUUUUUGAAUUCAGUAAAAGCUCUUUGCCCCAAAGACGAACUUUCGAAGAUCUGAAGUUUCCAUAGAAAAAUCCACUGCACCGGUUAUCCACUGUAAUAAGAAAACGAAUGCGAAAACCCUUCUGCAUUUCCAUCCUUUUUUUUGGGUUUUUUGCACAGCAAUUUCCUUUGCAUUUGAUUACAAAAAUGGCGGCUCCUGUUGCAGUCGUAAUGCACGCCUAAACAUUUGCGUUUAGUUCUCGUUUUGGGGCAGCUGCAACUGCAGCAUCCGCCUAGACUUUGACCAUUCAUU
Molecule: messenger RNA, 2762 nt
Organism: Drosophila pseudoobscura
Lineage: Eukaryota; Metazoa; Arthropoda; Insecta; Diptera; Drosophilidae
Product: plasma kallikrein
Exons: 3
Coding region: 17-1600 (527 amino acids)
Biological process (GO): proteolysis
Molecular function (GO): serine-type endopeptidase activity
Source: RefSeq, a predicted model, not a curated record